AUGAAGACCUCCAUUAUCGCUACCUCCUUUCUCGCUGCAGUUGCCAUCGCUGCUCCGGCAGAAACCUGUAUCACUUCCGCUUCUCCGCAGAACCUCAAUGACCCUCUAUUGAGCUCCAUUGAAGCUGUCAAGCCUCCUCUCUCCAAACUGAUUAGUCUUGUUGGUGCCUUUCAAUCCCAAGAUGGACUAUUUGGAGCAUUGGACAUUCAGAUGAGUUACUACCCUCUCUACUCUUCAGUGAUGAGCUUGGGCUCAGCUGCCAAAUACCAUGCUGCAAUUUCACCCAACAAUGUCGUCACCUAUUUGAAUGCCCUGAAUACUCUUGUUGCAGGCAUCAGUACUCUGUUGAACAACUUGAACGAGAAAGCCAACCUUUUCCAAGGAGUUGGUGUGGGCUCCAUCGUUGUUGGCGACAUCACUUCACUAGCAGGUCCUGCCUCUGCUAUUGAAUCGAAUCUUUUCACCGCUAUUCCAGCAAAUGCACCAUGCGAUCAGGUAGCUGUAGCAGCUUCCGUUGCUAGCCAGUUUUCCUCUGCCUUUGCAGGAGCUUCCAAGGUUUACAAGAUCAGCAAUGGAAUUCCUAGCUUCCCGGUUGCCCCUACUAAUUGUGCUGCUUACUGCUAA
Messenger RNA from Wickerhamiella sorbophila, 624 nucleotides. RefSeq lists its product as hypothetical. The coding region runs from base 1 to 624 and encodes 207 amino acids. The transcript has a single exon. The record is from RefSeq and is a predicted model, not a curated record. NCBI's taxonomy places the organism in Eukaryota, Fungi, Ascomycota, Dipodascomycetes, Dipodascales, Trichomonascaceae. Gene Ontology annotation, cellular component: extracellular region.